This is a messenger RNA of Cavia porcellus (domestic guinea pig), 2356 nucleotides long. RefSeq names its product hydroxysteroid 17-beta dehydrogenase 4 (gene Hsd17b4). Gene Ontology annotation, molecular function: oxidoreductase activity. The record is from RefSeq and is marked provisional. Lineage: Eukaryota; Metazoa; Chordata; Mammalia; Rodentia; Caviidae.
AGUAGCCUUAGGCCGGCUGAGGUUGUGAGAGGGCGACGGGCGACGGCGGUGCAGCCAUGGGCUCGCCGCUGAGGUUCGACGGGCGCGUCGUGCUGGUCACCGGCGCGGGGGGAGGAUUGGGCCGAGCUUAUGCCCUGGCUUUUGCAGAAAGAGGAGCAUCAGUUAUUGUGAAUGAUUUAGGAGGGGACUUCAAGGGAGUUGGUAAAGGCUCCUUAGCAGCUGAUAAGGUGGUUGAAGAAAUAAGAAGAAAAGGUGGAAAAGCAGUGGCCAAUUAUGAUUCAGUGGAAGCAGGAGAGAAGAUUGUGAAGGCAGCACUGGAUGCUUUUGGAAGAAUAGAUGUUGUAGUCAACAAUGCUGGAAUUCUGAGGGACCGUUCUUUCAGUAGGAUAAGUGAUGAAGACUGGGAUAUAGUCCAUAGGGUUCAUUUAUGGGGCUCAUUUCAAGUGACCCGGGCAGCAUGGAAUCAUAUGAAGAAACAGAACUAUGGGAGGAUCAUUAUGACUACAUCGUCUGCAGGAAUAUAUGGUAACUUUGGCCAGGCAAAUUACAGUGCAGCAAAAUUGGGUCUUUUGGGCCUCUCAAACACUAUCGCAAUCGAAGGCAAGAAAAACAACAUCCAUUGCAACACUAUUGCCCCCACUGCCGGAUCCCGGUUGACUCAGACUGUUAUGCCAGAUGAUCUUGUUCAAGCCCUAAAGCCAGAAUAUGUGGCACCCCUGGUCCUUUGGCUUUGUCACGAUAGUUGUGAGGAAAAUGGUGGCUUAUUUGAGGUUGGAGCAGGAUGGAUUGGAAAAUUACGCUGGGAGCGGACCCUGGGAGCUAUUGUCAGACGAAAGAAUGAGCCAGUGACUCCUGAAACAGUGAAGGCUAACUGGAAGAAGAUCUGUGACUUCGAUAAUGCCAGCAAGCCGCAGAGUAUCCAAGAGUCAACUGGUGGUAUGGUUGAAAUUUUGCAUAAAAUAGAUUCAGAAGAAGUUUCAACAAAUCCUACCAGUCAUGCCACAUCUACAGCAUCGCCAGGAUAUGCUAGCGCUAUUGGGUAUAAGCUUCCUUCAUCUUUUUCCACUUAUACGGAACUGGACUGUAUUAUGUAUGCCCUUGGAGUGGGAGCAUCAGUGAAAGAUCCAAAAAAUUUGAGAUUUCUCUAUGAAGGAAGUCCUGAUUUCUCCUGUCUGCCUACUUUUGGAGUUAUUGUAGCUCAGAAGUCUGUAUUUGGUGGAGGAUUAGCAGACGUUCCUGGACUUUCAAUCAACUUUGCAAAGGUUCUUCAUGGGGAACAAUACUUGCAGAUAUAUAAACCAUUUCCUAGAGCAGGAAAAUUAAAAUGUGAAGCAGUUAUUGCUGAUAUCCUCGAUAAAGGAUCUGGCUUAGUAAUUGUUUUGGAUGUCUAUGCUUAUUCUGGGGAGGAACUUAUAUGCUACAAUCAGUUUUCCGUGUUUGUUGUUGGCUCUGGGGGCUUUGGUGGAAAACGUACAUCAGAAAAACUCAAGGUGGCUGUAGCCAUUCCAAGUAGACCCCCUGAUGCUGUAAUUACAGAUAAUACCUCACUUGAUCAGGCUGCUUUGUACCGCCUCAGUGGAGACUGGAACCCUUUGCAUAUUGACCCUAACUUUGCAAGCCUUGCAGGUUUUGAGAAGCCCAUAUUACAUGGAUUAUGUACCUUUGGGUUUUCUGCCAGGCAUGUUUUACAGCAGUUUGCAGAUAAUGAUGUGUCAAAGUUCAAGGCAAUUAAGGUUCGUUUUGCAAAACCAGUAUAUCCAGGGCAAACUCUAAAAACUGAGAUGUGGAAGGAAGGUAACAGAAUUCACUUUCAAACCAAGAUUCUAGAAACUGGAGAUAUUGUUAUUUCAAAUGCAUAUGUAGAUCUUGUACCACCAUCUGAUCUUUCAGCUAAGACACACCCUGAGGGAGGGGAACUACAAAGUACGCGUGUAUUUGAGGAAAUAAAUCGUAGGCUUAAGGAUAUCGGGCACAAGGAGGUGAAGAAAGUAAAUGCUGUAUUUGAAUGGCAUAUUACUAAAGGUGGAAAUACUGCAGCUAAGUGGACUAUUGAUCUGAAGAAUGGCUCUGGAAAAGUGUACCAAGGUCCUGCUGAAGGUUCUGCUGACACUUCCAUUUUAAUUUCAGAUGAAGAUUUCAUGGAAGUAGUCCUGGGCAAGCUUGACCCUCAGAAGGCAUUCUUCAGUGGCAGACUGAAGGCCAAAGGGAACAUCAUGCUGAGUCAGAAACUUCAGAUGAUUCUUAAAGACUAUGCCAAUCUCUGAAGGGUAUCUACACUGCUAGUGAAUAUAGAAUACUUAUGCUUGAAGAUUCUACAAAAGUGAUCAAAACUAAAAUAUAGAAGAAAUUGCAUAUG